AUGUCAGAAGAUUUGCGCAAAUCUCAUAGUAAUCAACUAUGCAGUGUAACAGGAACAGUGGGAUUAUCUCAAAGCGAUUCAGACGUUCCGUCCUCACCAACAGAAUCUGAACUCAAGGCCUCACAAAUCAAACCUAUUACCGCAAACAAACUGGAUGUAGAUGAAGAUGACCGUUUCCCCGCAUGUAUUCGAGAUGCGGUGUCGCAAGUUCUUAAAGGCUACGAUUGGUCUCUUGUUCCUUUGCCUAUACGGGGCAGCAGAUCGAUGAGGGAUAAACCUCAUGUCAAAAGACCGAUGAACGCAUUUAUGGUGUGGGCACAAGCAGCGCGCAGAAAACUAGCGGAUCAAUAUCCACAUCUCCACAACGCGGAACUUAGCAAGACUUUGGGAAAGUUGUGGCGCUUACUCUCUGAGAACGAAAAGAGACCGUUUGUGGAAGAAGCAGAGAGGCUACGAGUGCAACACAAAAAGGACUAUCCCGACUACAAGUACCAGCCACGACGGCGGAAAAAUUUGAAGCCUGGACAGACAGAGCUAGACGCGGGUCCUCAGAUUGGUCAGCAGCAUCUGUACAAGACAGAGCACAAAGGGAUGGAAAUGGGACAUUCGCACCAUCAGAUGGAACAUGGGAGUCAACAGCAUGGCCCACCUACACCUCCUACCACACCCAAAGCCGAUCCGCAUCAAGGAUCUAAGGUCGAGUUGAAGCAUGAAUCCAGGCGCGUUCUGGACAGCGGGAGACAGAACAUUGACUUCAGCAAUGUGGACAUAUCCGAGCUCAGCACUGAUGUCAUCAGUAACAUUGAGAAUUUUGAUGUUCACGAACUGGAUCAGUACUUCCCGUUCCAUGCCACGGGGUCAGUGAACUUGGACCAUGGCCACCAUUUAACCUCUGGGUGCUUCAGCACUUCCUAUAGUCAUGUCUCCGCGUGGACGAAUAAAAGCUCGGGGUUGUCUACAAUCACUCCUGCCAAGAACAACAGUAUAGACCAGACACGGCCGCAAAUUAAAACGGAACAACUGAGUCCUGAUCACUACAGCGAGCCGCACGGCUCCCCGACCACCUCUGAACACGGUUGCAACAGCACUCAGUCGGGUACAUCUGUCACCAGUUCAGUGGGAGAUUAUGCAGACAUACAGAGUUCUAACUACUUCUCAACAUUCUCUGGCUACCCCACCAGUAUUUACCAGUAUCCUUACUUCCACUCCACGCGCCGACCAUACGUAACACCCGUACUGAACAGUCUAACUAUUCCACCACCACAUAGCCCGAGCCCAAAUUGGGAACAGCCCGUGUACACAACACUGACAAAGCCUUAG
Molecule: messenger RNA, 1320 nt
Organism: Chanos chanos (milkfish)
Lineage: Eukaryota; Metazoa; Chordata; Actinopteri; Gonorynchiformes; Chanidae
Gene: sox8a
Product: SRY-box transcription factor 8a
Exons: 3
Coding region: 1-1320 (439 amino acids)
Biological process (GO): morphogenesis of an epithelium; neural crest cell development; negative regulation of transcription by RNA polymerase II
Cellular component (GO): nucleus
Molecular function (GO): RNA polymerase II cis-regulatory region sequence-specific DNA binding; DNA-binding transcription factor activity, RNA polymerase II-specific
Source: RefSeq, a predicted model, not a curated record